AUGAACGAUGUGAAUGUUUUGGUACAGAUUUGUGUUCGAAUUUCUUGUCUUUAUAGUAAUUUUUCCUCGUUACUUUUUGCUGAAUUUAAAAAAUUUGUUCCAACGAAGCGAACCGAUAAAAUUGUUAAUCCAUCGAAACUUCGUGUUGAUCUACGAGUAAUUGCCGAGUUAUGCCUUCAUGGAGUUUUUGCUAAAGAAGGUAUUCAGUUACUUGGCUCAAUGAUUUCAUAUUUAACAGUUACUGAUAAAGCGGAUCACAAUAAUGUGGCGAUUCUUUUGCCUUUAUGCAAAUCUCUUGGUGUGGAUCUUUUAGGCCUUCAUUCUUUAUCAAUACAGAAGGAGGCCACAGAAUUUGGGAUUGACCUUCCUAUGCCAUCAACCAUAACUGUUGAACAAAAACAUGUAUUUGCUCAGCUCUUUUUGGAUUAUCGCAAAACUCUUGUGGACCAUAUUCAAAAAGAACUCAAUGAAAUGAAUCACAUUUUGCGUUCUAUAAAAAAGCAAACACGUUCUCGUGGAGAUGCUUCAUCGGAAGAUCGAGUUAAGUUGGAUGAGGUUCGAACUCGUUAUGAAAAGCAUUUACAAAAUGGUUUAACACUCAGUGAAGUUCUCGGUGUGGAGUUAGAACAAAUGGUCGAAGAACAGAGCGAAGACGAAGAUGAAGAAAAGUCGGCUCUUGAAAUUCGUCGCGCUUUACAAGAAGGAAUUCUUUCAAUUUGGCCUGAUGAAGAUACUCGACAAUUUUAUGAAAUGCGUUUACAGCUGCGUGAAAUGGUCCCAGCUAUUCUUUUCCAAGAAUCAGAAUUACGAACUCUAGAACCUGUACAAGGUGCAAUUGAAGACGUUGAUUUAACUGGCUUAGAAGACAUUCCAGAAUGCGAUGAAGAAGCUAUCGAUGAAGACGAACCUUCAGAUAGCAAUGAUGGUGAAAUGGAGGCACGGGAACCAAUGGAUAUCGAUGCAACUAUAGCAUCUUUGCUUGAUCCCGCUGUUAAGUAUUCGGGUAAAGAUCUGAAGAAAAUGAUGACAACUUUUCUUGAUAAGCUUCCAUGGUUGAUAAAUAGAGAUCUAAUUGAUAAUGCAGCUCUCGAAUUCGUUACCGAUUUAAACACGAAGAUUAAUCGGAAGAAACUCUGUCAAGUUAUGCUUAAUGAACAUCUUGAUCGUCUUGAUUUACUGCCUUUUUAUGGACGCCUUAUUGCUACUUUGGAACCUGUAAUGCCAGAUUUUGCUGUGGAAAUGUCACAGGCAUUAAUCCAGGAGUUCAAAUCAGUAGUACAGAACAAGUCUAAAUGUCGUUUGGAUCGGAAAAUUCGUUUAUGUCGUUUUAUUUCGGAAUUGGUGAAGUUUGGUUUGAUACCUAAAGCUGAAGCUAUUGUUUGUCUUCGAAUGGUUUUAUUCGAUUUCCGUGGUCAUAACAUCGAUAUGUGUUGUGCAAUGAUAGAUUCAAUGGGUCCAUUCUUGUACCUUUCAUCAGAUAGUCAUAGUAAAACAAAAAUUUUACUCGAUGUUAUGAUGAAAAAGCGCGAGAAAAUAAAUGAUCCCAGGCAGCAGAUGUUGAUCGACAAUGCGUAUUUUGCUUGUAUUCCUCCACCACAGGAAGAAAAAAUUGUUUUCACACGUCCUACCAUGCUUGAUUUUAUUCGAACUCAGAUUAUUAGUAUCAAUGCCAAUCGAAUGGAACACACUGUUCGACUUUUGAGGAAAAUUGAUUGGACCGAUGUUAAAUUAGUUGAUUUUGUCAUUCGUUGCCUGAGUACGCCUUCACUUGUCAGAUUUACCAAUGUUCCUCAACUUGCGUCUUUGGUUGCUGCCCUUUCUUCUUUCCACGAUUUUAUCAAAAUACGAGUUCUUGACAAUGUACUGGAAGAGUUACGACUCGCAUUGGAAUUCAAUCAUCCUUCGUUAAAUCAAACUGCUGUUCUUGCUGUUGUAUACCUCGGCCAACUUUAUAACUAUACUGUUUGCGAUUCACCUAUCAUAUUUAAAACUUUAUAUCAUCUGAUAACAUUUGGUGCAUUUGAUCCAUUUCUUGAUGACUGGAAUAAUUUUAUGCGUAUAGGCCUGGUCUGCGAUUUGCUGAUGACAUGUGGCGAAUUUUUCAAUGGUAGUGCAGCUAAACGAAGACUAGAUUGUUUUUUAAUUUAUUUUUAUCGUUAUGUUUGGGCAAAGAAGGAUGCAUGUGCAUUGAGAGACUUAUCUUUUCCCAGUGAGGUGCAAUUUCGAUUGGAAGAAAUGUUGAAUUAUGUAAGGAAGUCAGCGAAAAUGCCUAAAAGUAUGAAAGAGGCUCAAGAAGCAGUAGAAGAAAUUGAAAAUAAAUAUAAAGAAAUGGAGAAUUUUAGUCUAUGCGUUCCAGAAAAUUAUAAAUUUCUAACAAAUUUUGAUUAA
This is a messenger RNA of Dracunculus medinensis (Guinea worm), 2388 nucleotides long. Lineage: Eukaryota; Metazoa; Nematoda; Chromadorea; Rhabditida; Dracunculidae. The record is from the annotation of a GenBank genome assembly.